AAUGUAUGAACGUCUUAUCGUGGAACGAAGAGAGUUCUUCCCCUGAUAUAUCUUUUCACCGUUCGACUAUAAAUGCAGCCAGUUAGCGAACGACAAGCAUACUCACAAUUCAGAGACGAUCUCAGCUGUACAGGUUGGAAACAACAUUUCUAAGAUAAAAAGUCAAAAAAUGAGGGCUACCAUUGUCUCGAUUUUGAUAAUCGCUCUAACAACGCUUGCAGAGUGUUCUCCAGGCAUAAGUAAUGGCCGUCAACCCGCACCUUACGUGAAUCGUUUGCCUCCUCCCAAACCACGUUUUCGCAGAUCACCUGAUCCAGAACCUCAAGGAUCGUUGAGCGCGACCUGGGAGAAACAUUCCAACGGACCCGAGCGGACCAAUAUCGACUACCGGCACAAAUUGUUUGAAAACAAGUACGGUUCGAUCAGCGCGACAGGCGGAGGUCAGAAAUAUUCGGGUCAUAAUUGGGAGCCAAGCGUUGGACUCCAAGGAUCCUUCCGAUUCCGAAGAUCCCCGGAACCACAACCAGAACCUCAGGGAUCGUUGAGCGCGACCUGGGAGAAACAUUCCAACGGACCCGAGCGGACCAAUAUCGACUACCAGCACAAAUUGUUUGAAAACAAGUACGGUUCGAUCAGCGCGACAGGCGGAGGUCAGAAAUAUUCGGGUCAUAAUUGGGAGCCAAGCGUUGGACUCCAAGGAUCCUUCCGAUUCCGAAGAUCCCCGGAACCACAACCAGAACCUCAGGGAUCGUUGAGCGCGACCUGGGAGAAACAUUCCAACGGACCCGAGCGGACCAAUAUCGACUACCAGCACAAAUUGUUUGAAAACAAGUACGGUUCGAUCAGCGCGACAGGCGGAGGUCAGAAAUAUUCGGGUCAUAAUUGGGAGCCAAGCGUUGGACUCCAAGGAUCCUUUCGUUUCCGAAGAUCUGCCGAAUCAGAAGACGAUGAGGAAAUCGAGCACUAAUAGCAUUUCCAUCGAUAGAUGAUCAUUUCGGAGCCUAAUUUAUGACGUUCAUGUAUUUAAAUCCAUUUUCUUUCGUUGAAUAAAAUCUAUUGAAAUUUUAA
This is a messenger RNA of Athalia rosae (coleseed sawfly), 1068 nucleotides long. RefSeq lists its product as uncharacterized. The transcript is spliced from 3 exons. NCBI's taxonomy places the organism in Eukaryota, Metazoa, Arthropoda, Insecta, Hymenoptera, Athaliidae. Bases 170 to 967 code for a protein of 265 amino acids. The record is from RefSeq and is a predicted model, not a curated record.